Fraxinus pennsylvanica is the source of this 513-nucleotide messenger RNA. The record is from the annotation of a GenBank genome assembly. NCBI's taxonomy places the organism in Eukaryota, Viridiplantae, Streptophyta, Magnoliopsida, Lamiales, Oleaceae.
AUGGCCAGAAUUUUUGAAGGAAACCAAGAUCAAGCCAACACUAGAAGAGUCGUAGGAACAUAUGGAUAUAUGGCUCCAGAAUAUGCGAUGGGUGGCAGGUUUUCAAAAAAGUCCGAUGUUUUCAGUUUUGGCGUUUUAAUAUUGGAGAUUGUAAGUGGGAGAAGGAACACGAGCUUCUAUGAUGACGACGACUUGUCUUUAAGCCUUUUAGGAUAUUCGUGGAAAUUAUGGAACGAAGACAAUGUUCUGGAUUUGAUUGAUCAGAGAAUAUCAAGUCCAAGCUCAUUGGCGGAGAUUAAGAGAUUCAUACACAUUGGAUUGUUGUGUGUUCAAGGACUUCCUGUAAAUAGACCCUCCAUGUCAACUGUUCUGUUGAUGCUCAGCAAUGAAAUCUUUGACCUGCCGGUGCCGCAACAUCCUGGAUUUACGGACAAGUGGAAUAGGUCUCACUCUUACAGCAAAACAUCGAAAUCUGCUAACAGUGUCACUCUCACUGUGCUCGAGGGGCGAUGA